AUGGUCACCGGCGAGGCUCGCGGCGGUCCUGCCAGCUUCCACUCCAGCUACAUGCGUGCCACCCCAAGCGGCUUGGCCUACGGCUACACCCACCUCAACCAGAGUGGCGGCGGUGGCGGCAGCAGCGGCGGCGAGAACCCGUACGUCCACGUCGCUCCGCUGAAUGCCCCCGCGCCGUCCAGCAGGAGUGAGUACUAUCGAGGUCCGAUGGAUAGGAUAUGCGGCGCCUUGAACCGCUGUGGGAAGAGGUUCAAGACGCUUUACGCGAAGCGGAGACGCUCGCGGACAAUGUCUGGCAUCACCGUUUCGCCUUCUACAGCAUCUCUUGACAUUGAAGCAAGGUCUGCACAGACAAUUGAAAAUGAAGCAUCUAUUCAUCCAUCUUUAGCAAUAUCUGAGAGACCUAUGCUCUCAGAAUCACCUAUUCCGGCAGGAAAUUCGCCUACUGCAUCACAGGAUGAUGUUAUACCUGUACCAGUUAAUCCUCAACUUGACAAAUUAGAUAAGAAGAGGACCUUUCGCGUUUUCAAUCGGAUAACUGGAAGCAUGAGCAUUGAGGAAGUGCGGGCGGAGGAGCAAUUUGACAGAAGCGACCCACAGGAGGGGCGUAUCGAGCCUGACGACGUGAAAAGAAUCAUGCCAUGGUGGAAACAGAUCACGGUCAGGGGAAUUGUCACUAGCACAGCCAUAGGAAUCAUCUACAGCGUGAUAGGGACGAAGCUGAACCUCACCACGGGUCUAGUCCCGAACCUUAACGUCUCAGCUGCGCUCCUCAGCUUUGUGUUCAUCCGGACUUGGACUAAGCUGCUACACAAGGCCGGAAUUGUGACAACCCCAUUCACCCGGCAGGAGAAUACUACCGUUCGAACCUGCGCAGUUGCUUGCUAUGCCAUUGCCUUCGGAGGUGGUUUCGGUUCUUAUCUGUUGGGCCUAAACAGGAGAACAUAUGAGCUGGCCGGUGUGAAUACGCCUGGGAAUAAUCCCAAGGGCAUUACGGAACCCAGCAUUGGUUGGAUGACCGGCUUCCUAUACGUGACUAGCUUCGUGGGGAUUACGGCUUUGGUUCCUCUGAGAAAGAUAAUGAUAAUAGACUCCAAGCUAACUUAUCCAAGCGGAGCUGCGACUGCCGUUCUCAUAAACGGGUUCCAUACUCCUAAAGGUGACGAGAUGGCCAAGAAACAGGUCCAUGGUUUCACGAAAUUCUUCUCGUUGAGUUUCCUCUGGGGGUUCUUCCAGUGGUUUUACUCAGGUGGACCCAAAUGUGGAUUUGCCCAAUUUCCGACAUUCGGGUUGAAAGCUUGGCAACACUCGUUUUUCUUCGACUUCAGUACGACGUAUGUCGGGGCUGGGAUGAUCUGUCCGCAUCUAGUGAACUUGUCUUUGCUUCUCGGCGCGGUUCUCUCUUAUGGAAUAAUGUGGCCCCUCGUAGGUGGGCUUAAAGGUAAGUGGUACCCUGAGACGUUGAAGGACAGCAGCAUGAAGAGUAUAACUGGCUACAAGGUCUUCAUUUCUAUCUCUCUAAUUCUUGGUGACGGCCUCUACAAUUUCCUCAAAAUACUGUUUUUCACUGCCCGAAGCCUCCACGCCAAAUUGAACAUGAAGAACAAUAAAACACUUCCUGAGAAUGAAAACCAGUCUCUUGAUGAUCUUCAGCGUAAUGAAGUUUUCUUGAGAGAGAGAAUUCCCCUGAAGUUGGCUUUGUUCGGGUACAUUUUCUUCUCCAUCAUCUCCAUCAUCGUGAUCCCUCUCAUCUUCCCUGAGCUCAAGUGGUAUUACGUGGUCGUCGCAUAUAUUCUCGCACCGUCCCUUAGCUUCUGCAAUGCGUACAGUGUGGGCCUUACUGACAUGAACAUGGCUUCCAAUUAUGGACAAGUCACACUCUUUGCGCUCGCCGCGGUAACAGGGAAGGAGUCUGGGGUAGUUGCGGGGCUUGUUGGGUGUGGCCUGAUUAAGUCGAUUGUGUCCAUCUCUUCGGAUUUGAUGCACAACUUCAAGACCGGCCAUCUAACCUUCACUUCUCCACGAGCAAUGCUUCUCAGCCAGGCACUCGGCACUGCUAUAGGCUGCAUAGUUGCUCCCCUUACAUUCUUUCUGUUUUACAAGGAUUUCAAUAUCGGGGAUCCGAACGGAGAAUAUCCAGCUCCUUAUGCCCUCGUUUACCGGAACAUGGCAGUUUUGGGCGUAGAAGGCUUCUCUGCCCUUCCAAAACACUGCUUGCAGCUGUGUUACGGCUUCUUUGGCUUUGCCGUGUCGGCCAAUUUAGCAAGAGACCUUUUGCCAAAAAACAUCGCGAAAUGGGUGCCCCUCCCCAUGGCCAUGGCCGUGCCUUUCCUCGUUGGGGCCAACUUUGCAAUCGACAUGUGCUUGGGGAGCCUGAUCGUUUUCGUGUGGCACAAGCUGAACAGCAAAAACACGGCGCUUAUGGUUCCCGCAGCAGCUUCUGGUCUGAUAUGUGGCGAUGGACUGUGGAUUCUACCUUCGGUGAUCCUUGAUCUGGCCAAGAUUCAGCCUCCAAUAUGCAUGAACUUUUUGAAGGGAGAGUAGAUUUCAGAUCGAAGGGUCAAAAAGUUUUGUUAAGUUUGGUUUUUCUUAGUAAAGCUUAUGGCAGAAUCAGACCUAGUAUGGCAAGUUUUCAAGCACAUAAGGUAGAAAAAAUGAUAGCUCAUCAUUCGUAGAUGACAAAGCAAAUAGAGAAUGUAUCAGCAUCAUGAUGAAUAAGGUUGAUAUUAUUGCUUCAGUGUGAGUAUAUGAGUCUGAAAA
This is a messenger RNA of Eucalyptus grandis, 2760 nucleotides long. RefSeq names its product metal-nicotianamine transporter YSL2. Gene Ontology annotation, biological process: response to iron ion; seed development. The transcript has 10 exons. Gene Ontology annotation, molecular function: oligopeptide transmembrane transporter activity; iron-nicotianamine transmembrane transporter activity. Gene Ontology annotation, cellular component: plasma membrane. The coding region runs from base 1 to 2544 and encodes 847 amino acids. Lineage: Eukaryota; Viridiplantae; Streptophyta; Magnoliopsida; Myrtales; Myrtaceae. The record is from RefSeq and is a predicted model, not a curated record.